GGUGGAGUCGCGCUGACAUCACGGCCUGACGACGGCAUGGACGGGACGCGGGGAGACGGGCGCGCUCAGCCGCCGCGGCCCGGCGUGGGCGUGGGGGUGGUGAUCACCAGCGCCGCACACCCCAACUGCGUCCUGCUGGGCAAGCGCAAGGGGCUCCUCGGCGGCGGCACCUACCAGCUGCCUGGAGGCCACUUGGAGUUCGGAGAAAGCCUCGGCGCAUGCGCGGAGCGGGAGGUGCUGGAGGAGGCGGCGCUGUCCCUGCGAAACGUGCGCUUUGCGUCAGCGGUGAACGCGGUAUGCGUGGCAGAGCGCUACCACUACGUCACCGUGCUCAUGAAGGGAGAGGUGGAGGCGGGCCACGAGCCGCGGAACUUGGAGCCCCACAAGAACGAGGGUUGGGAGUGGGUCCCAUGGGACAAAUUCCCUCCGGCCGAGCAGCUGUUCUGGGCCUUGCGCUGCUUGAGAGAGCAAGAGUACGACCCCUUCACAGAAGAGCUUCAUCACCUCAAGGGAUACACUGGAAGGCACCAGGAGAUGGCCUAGGAACAUGUGAUAAAGACCUCGCUUCAGAGAGACUGUUUUCGUACAUGGUAUCUACAGAGAUGUAUUGCACAGCCCUGUUCUCCUCCAUAUUUCCCCGUUGACAAAGCCAAAACGGUGCUAGGCAUAGGAAUCCUAGAGAAGUCAACCUCUGGUUGUACCUUUGGUAGCUGGGUGGCUGCAUGGUCCUUGUAGGAGUAUCAUACAUCAAGUCAUGGCGAUGGCUGUAUCCGCAAAAUAAAAUAGCCGUGUGAGAGAACAUGAUGGCUGCAGUUGUCUAUACAUAAGCCAGUUGUAUGAGUAUGACAAAGUGAAGACUGGGAAAGGUUCUAAGUGAAGUUGGGAACAAAAAGGAAAAAAAUACUGCAGAAGCACAAACAGGAAACGGGACCAUGUGGUGUGAAUCCGUUUCAAUUAUUUUUUUAUUGAUCCUGCAUUAAGCAGAGGCCUUAAUUUUAAAGUGCAUAGACUGGAGUGCCAAUGAGAAAACAAGGAUACAGGGGCUGCAUUUAGGUUCCUUUUUUUUUGUUCUUGCCAACUUUCACUCUACCAAAUAAAUGAUUUCUGUAUACCUA
This is a messenger RNA of Alligator mississippiensis (American alligator), 1115 nucleotides long. RefSeq names its product nudix hydrolase 15 (gene NUDT15). Bases 37 to 543 code for a protein of 168 amino acids. Lineage: Eukaryota; Metazoa; Chordata; Crocodylia; Alligatoridae. The transcript has 3 exons. Gene Ontology annotation, biological process: dGTP catabolic process. The record is from RefSeq and is a predicted model, not a curated record. Gene Ontology annotation, cellular component: cytosol. Gene Ontology annotation, molecular function: 8-oxo-7,8-dihydrodeoxyguanosine triphosphate pyrophosphatase activity.